CAAAGCACUACCUAUUUCUCUCUAACCAAUUAUCAAAACAAUGGGUAAUGGUUAUUCUCAUAAUUAUGGCUACAACCCUUUUAUGCCCUAUGGUCCUUAUUAUGGUGGUUAUACUCUUCCCGCUCAAUUUUAUGGACCUGAUCCGCAACUUGUUUAUUGCCCAACAUGCAAGCAAAAUACAACAACUGAAGUUAAAUUUGUUUUUGGUGGGUGUACAUGGUUCUACGUCGUCUUUUUUAUUGCUUUUGGGUUUGUUCGUUUAAAAAUUGCUAUAUUAACGUAUUUUUUAAGAUCUUUCAUGGCUUUUGCCGGAGUCCUUGCAUGUAUUAAAAAUGAUGAACGAUGCUUCAUUUUUAUUCCCUUCGCGUUUGUUGUUUAAAAAUUUUUUUAGAUUUUUAUUUUAGAAUUAUUUUAUUCUCCUGCGUGCCUUGUAUUAUCUGCUGUAACAAUUUUAAAAAUGCAGAACAUUACUGUGGUCGUUGUGAUACUUUUAUUGGCAAAUAUGAACGUUUCAGUGGAAGGCCUGUAGUUGUAUUACCACCAGAAUGUCAUAAACAUCAAAUAAUGC
This is a messenger RNA of Meloidogyne enterolobii, 568 nucleotides long. The record is from the annotation of a GenBank genome assembly. NCBI's taxonomy places the organism in Eukaryota, Metazoa, Nematoda, Chromadorea, Rhabditida, Meloidogynidae.